UACUAUUGAGCAAGGAAAAAGCGAGAGAGAGAGGGUGAGUGAGUAAAUGCAGUUUGCAGUCGAGUGUCUUGGAAUCAUACUGGUAGCAGGGAUAAAGAAAACCUUUAACUAACCAUUGAAUUAAGGAGAAAAAGAGAAUAGACACUACAGAGAGAAAAGAGAAGAGAGUCUGGUCUUUCAUCCUCUUAUCUGGGCAUCAGACGGAGGAGAGGAAUCCAGAGAGAGGGGGAACAGAUGAUAACAGGGUGCUCAUCCUGUUUAACACCAUACAGCUAGGAACAGACUGCAUCUGCAACAUACGGCCAGCGUCGUCAUUGGGAAUGCUGCGUUACAUCGGGAAUGUGUAAAUGUGCCAGUGUGUGUGUAUCUAUGAGCUGGUAAUAGCAACCCUAUUGGUAUUCUGAGGAGGGGGCUCCAGAUUCUCUCUCUGCUCCUACCCAGGAUGGCAUCACAGAGACGGGAUUGUGCUCGCCUGUGGAGAGGCCACUGGAAUGGGGCUGAAACCUAGUGGAAUGAUCUCUACCUUUCUGAAUCCUUUCCUUGUCAGUCACAGUUCCCACCAUGGGGAAUAAAGACAAACUGCUAGCAUCCAGCACCCCAAUACUGACCACCUCUCUACCCCUGCAGAGUGACCCCCCCCCUCACAAGGAGCCCAACCACCAGUGCUGCAAUUGUUCCAGUGAGAGAUGUGUACAAUGCACUCUUCUGAUUAUAACCGCAUCCAAUGGGAUUUAAUGAAACCUAGAGGCUUGGGGUGUUGAUGCCAGCGCCACAGCUUGUAGAGGAUCUUGAACUUCGGGGGACGUGUCUCCUUGGAAGGGAAUACUCAACUGUGACUCUCCUCCAGAAAACUACAUGGGAUUGUGGUACAUGGGUGGAUUUAUCGGCUGUACAUCCUGUCUAGAUUAUGGGACUUUACUCUGUUCACUUCAAAGUUCUGUGUCUGUUCCAGACCGGUUCCUCAGCAGAACCAAGUAGUUGACAUUCCCCCCUUGGGAAUCCCGCCUUCUGAUUUGUUUGGGGGCUUAUUUUUUAAAGGAACAAUUUCCCCUCCACUUUCCCUUUUUCUGGUCUUCCUCCUUUCCCCCCACCUCUUCAUCCAUUGAGGAGGAAUAUAUUAUGAAACAAGUCCAUUCUUCAUGAUCCUCCCUUGGUGACAGAGAGAAAAGAGGGACAAACUGCCCUGAAUAGAUAACGAGGAAGGAGAGAGAGAACGGAGAAGAGAAGGAGAUAGGGAAACACACAGAGAGAGAGAGAGAGAAUUAACUGAGAUUUGUCAGAAACCUUCUAGAGACUUCCUGCCUCAGCCUAAUUUAGUCUGUCUGUCUCUUAGAUCCGCUGGAAGCUGAUUGGUUGGUCGACUGGUUGGUUGCACGAUGGGCAGAGAAAGAGGCAGAAUUCUGACCGGGGGGGUAGCUGAGCACUAGAGGAGGGUAACAGGUCCCGCUGUACACCCCUGGACCGGAACUGGAUGGCUCAUAAACAGACAGACAGACAGUAAACUGGGAGGCAUUAUAAACAAGCAUUACAAACAGACAGUCGUCAUUGUCAUUCCAGACUGUGUGUGUGUGAGAGGGAGAGAGAGAGAGAGAGAGAGAGAGAGAGAGAGAGAGAGAGAGAGAGAAAGAGGGAGAUAGAGGUAGAGAAGAGAGAAGCAGUCAGUCCUGUGUUGGGUUUGGUGUUGCCUGUCUGCCUGACGGGGACUGAGAGCGAGCGACGCAGCAAUUAGAGGAUCUGACUGCAUCCCCCUCAGCCUCAGCCUCCACUGGCAAGACUAGACAGAAACAAACAAACAAACAAGUAGGGGGACUGCUACUAGAAGGGAAGGACAGGUUAGAUAGAGGUAGUGACAGCAAGAGUGAGAGAGAGAGGGAAGGAAAGAGAAAAGUAGACAGGGAAAAGGAGAGGGAUAGAGACCAGGUGUCUGAAAUCCUCUCCCUCUGCUCGUCAUUUUCUCUUCUGUUUCCCCCUCUUCUUCUGGGAGAGGUAUUGGAUUUAGACAGCGGUACUCGGAGCCGUCGAGGCCUUCUGCCGGGGAAGGAAACGAGGGAAGGAGAGAGAGAAAGGGAAGGAGGGGGGCCCUUUUGGAUUGAAACAGACUCAUUAACAACCCUUGUGUUUUAUUUGACUAAAAAGCUCCUUCCACGUCUAUAGCUCUACUGAGGAGAGGGAGAGAGAUAAACAAAGGGAAGAAGACAACACAAUACCUUUUCUUUUCCUCCUUCUGUCUUUUACUCUCUACUUUUGUUGAGGGUGUCAGAAGAUUUUUUCUAUCCUCAUUUGUUGCUUUUUCUCUUCACCUCCAAAAGGAAUAUUGUUGCCCAGCUAUCACAGUCCAAGUACCGGAAUAUUCCGUCUUGUCCUCGCUCUCUCAGCCCCCCACCCCUACACGGAGACAAUCCGGAACGCUGUGACAGCCCCACAAGUCCCCCCCCCCACCCCACCCCCAACAGUGGAUUCCAUCUCCAUGCCUGUCGAGGGCUGUGCUGACUGGCUACCACACACAUAUAUGGUACACCGCUUCUGAUAUCGUCUGACUCAUUCUGCCUUGGAGACAGAUGGAAAGGUGGCGAGCAGGCAGCCAGCAGACCGUUCUCCAUGAGGAGCAGUAGAAGAUGCCGGCUCUGCCAGCGCUGCUGCUGUCGAUACACUUCUCCUCCUUCCUGCUAGUUACCAUGGCACCACGCUCCGGAAGCCAGGCCGCCCUGCUCUCCUCCGUCCGGAUGGCUGCGAUCCUGGAUGACCAGUCAGUGUGUGGGCGUGGAGAGCGGCUGGCUCUGGCCCUGGCCAGGGAGAACAUCAACAGUGUGAUGGAGGGAGGGGCUAGAGCCCGUGUGGAGGUGGACAUAUUCGAACUGCAGAGGGACUCCCAGUAUGAGACCACUGACACCAUGUGCCAGAUUCUACCUAAAGGAGUGGUGUCUGUGAUAGGCCCUGCCAACAGCCCUGCUUCUGGCUCGACUGUCAGUCAUAUAUGCGGAGAGAAGGAGAUCCCUCAUGUAAAGAUAGGUCCAGAGGAGACUCCCAGGUUGCCCUACCUACGUUUUGCCUCGGUCAGUCUGUACCCUAGCAACGAGGACAUGAGCCUGGCCGUGGCAGCCAUCCUGCGAUCCUUCAGCUACCCAUCAGCCAGCCUGGUCUGCUCCAAGGCCGAGUGCCUUCUGCGAUUGGAGGAGCUAGUGCGGCGCUUCCUGAUCUCCAGGGAGACGCUGUCAAUCAGGAUGCUGGAUGACAGCCUGGAUCCCACCCCUCUGCUGAAGGAGAUACGAGACGACAAGGUGGCCACCAUCAUCAUCGACGCCAACGCCUCCAUCUCCUACCUCAUUCUCAAAAAGGCGUCAGAGUUGGGGAUGACAUCAGCGUUUUACAAGUACAUCCUCACCACCAUGGAUUUCCCCCUGCUGAGGCUGGAUGACAUAGUCGAUGACCAGUCCAACAUCAUAGGGUUCUCCAUGUUCAACACCACCCAUCCAUUCUACCUGGAGUUCAUCAGGAGUCUCAACCUGUCCUGGAGGGAGGGCUGUGAUCUCAUCUACCCCGGGCCUGCGUUGUCAUCAGCGUUGAUGUUUGACGCGGUGCACGUUGUAGUGGGGGCUGUGAGGGAGCUCAACAGGAGUCAGGAGAUUGGAGUCAAACCUCUCAGCUGCACCUCUCCUCAGAUUUGGCAACACGGCACCAGCCUCAUGAACUACCUACGCAUGGUGGAGUAUGAUGGUCUGACAGGCCAUGUGGAGUUCAACAGUAAAGGACAGAGGACCAACUACACCCUGAGGAUUCUGGAGAAACACCGCAGGGGUCACAGAGAGAUUGGUAUCUGGUACUCCAACAACACACUGGCUAUGAACGCCACCAGUCUGGACAUCAACGUCUCGGAAACACUGGCCAACAAGACCCUCAUCGUCACCACCAUAUUGGAGAGCCCCUAUGUGAUGCGUAAGGGGAACUACCAGGAGUACCAGAGGAAUGACCAGUAUGAGGGCUUCUGUGUGGACAUGUUGAGAGAGCUGGCAGACAUCUUGAAGUGCUCCUUCAGGAUUAAACUGGUGGAUGAUGGGCUGUAUGGAGCGCCUGAACCCAACGGGUCCUGGACCGGCAUGGUGGGAGAGCUCAUCAACAGGAAAGCAGACUUGGCAGUAGCAGGCUUCACCAUCACGUCUGAGAGGGAGAAAGUCAUAGACUUCUCCAAGCCCUUCAUGACGCUAGGAAUCAGCAUCUUGUACAGAGUCCACCUGGGGAGGAAGCCGGGGUAUUUCUCCUUCCUGGACCCCUUCUCUCCGGCUGUUUGGCUCUUCAUGCUGCUCGCCUACCUGGCUGUCAGCUGUGUGCUCUUCCUGGCUGCAAGGUUAAGUCCCUAUGAGUGGUACAACCCCCACCCAUGUCUGCAGGGGCACAAGGACAUGCUGGAGAACCAGUACACCCUAGGGAACAGCCUGUGGUUCCCUGUAGGAGGCUUCAUGCAGCAGGGCUCUGAGAUCAUGCCCCGUGCCCUGUCCACACGCUGCGUCUCAGGGGUCUGGUGGAUGUUUACUCUGAUCAUCAUCUCCUCCUACACGGCCAACCUGGCAGCCUUCCUGACCGUCCAGAGGAUGGAGGUGCCCAUCGAGUCUCCUGACGACCUGGCCGACCAGACCAACAUCGAGUAUGGCACUAUCCACGGGGGGAGCACCAUGACUUUCUUCAUGAACUCGCGCUACCAGACAUACCAGCGCAUGUGGAACUACAUGCACUCCAAGCAGCCCAGUGUGUUUGUGAAGAGCACGGAGGAGGGCAUUGCCCGCGUGGUCAACUCUAAAUAUGCCUUCCUCCUGGAGAGCACCAUGAAUGAGUAUUACCGCAAACUCAACUGUAAUCUCACCCAGAUUGGUGGUCUGCUGGACACCAAGGGCUACGGCAUCGGCAUGCCACUGGGCUCUCCAUUCAGAGAGGAGAUCACUAUGGCCAUCCUGCACCUGCAGGAGAACAACAGGCUGGAGAUCCUGAAGAGGAGGUGGUGGGAGGGAGGACAGUGCCCUAAAGAGGAGGACCACAGAGCCAAGGGUCUGGGCAUGGAGAACAUUGGGGGUAUCUUUGUGGUGUUGAUCUGUGGCCUCAUCAUCGCUGUGUUCGUGGCCAUCAUGGAGUUUGUGUGGUCGACGCGCUGCUCUUCAGAGACAGACGAGGUACGCCCUCACUCCUGCCCUCGCCGACACCACAGACCCACCCCAGUGUCUGUCUGUCAGGAGAUGCUCACAGAGUUCCAAAACGCCGUCUCCUGUAAGAAGAGUUCCCGUUCCCGUCGUCGCCGCCCCCUGGGCAAAUCCGCGGCCCUCCGCCACCCCACCCGCAUCGCCCUGGGGACCCAGCGGCCACUCCGCCUCGUACGGGAGAUGCGCCUCAGCAACGGCAAGCUGUACAGUGGCUCGGGACCCCUGACUGGGGGAGUAGGGGGGCCAGGAGGGGGUGUAGGGGCUGGGGGAGGUCCCUCAGACAUGGGCCCUGGGCCUCAGCGACUCCUGGAGGACCCUCUGGGGGCCAACACCACCCCUCCUCACCCGCCCCAGCCACAGGUCCCCUUGGCGCUCCCUCGCAGCUGCACGCACGUCAGGAUCUGCCAGGAGUGCAGGAGAAUCCAGAGCCUGAGGUCAGGGAUGGGGUCCACAAGGAUCCCCCCCUCAUCUGCACCCCUGCCGCGCCUGCCCCCCCCUCCCCCCCCCUCCUCCUCCAACACAGACAGUGAGGGGGGAGGGGGGUCCAGCCCCCGGCGGCUCCCCCACAGCACCCCUGCACCCUGCCUACCCAUACCACUCCCACAGAGCAGCACCGACACAGACCUUCUGGGGAAGCAGGACUAAGACUGACGAUCUAGGAGGGGCUGGAGGGUAUAUGGGGGCAAGUUAACGGUGACUUAACUGAUGUUUUGAGCUGCUCAGUGACACUAUUCUCUGACCCUCUGUACAUUGGCCUCCAGGAGGGAACUACAGGGAGAGAAGGAGGGAGAAAGAGGGAGAGAAGGAGGGAGAAAGAGAGAGAGAAUUAGAGGGCUCAAAGACGUUGUGAGACGUGUGAUGAAGCAAUGGAAAGGAUAUAUUUGCACAGAUACCAAAAGACACCCAUACAGAAGGAGAGACUUCCUUUGCUCUCCAGCGCGCUGCCCAGCUGUUUCUGAUGUUAGUCCAGUCUGUUCACAGAACCAUGCUCCACUAUGUUCUGGCUUUGUGAUUUACCUGAAGAUGGCUGCUCGGUUCUUAUCUUGACUUACCAGUUGACCAAUCAGGACUGAGCUACACUGGAUAAAGUAGUCAGGUAACUCAUAUAAUUUGAUGCCAGACCAACUGGUUUCUCUGUUGGUCUCUCUCUGUUCUCCCCGCUCUCUCUCUCUCUCUUUCCCUUUCCAUGGUACCACAGACUCAUCUAGAGCGUCCAGCUCUUCCUCUCUGGACGGUGACCACUGGAGGAGGAGUCCACAUCGAUCCUGGAGGACCUUUAAUCUAUGUAACAUACAACAACAGAAGACUUUAAAACUGACUCAGAGAAUUAUAUGAUUUUCCAGAUGUUUUUGUUGUUGUCUUUGUCGUUUGGUUACCAUUGUUCUAAGUGGAAGUUACAGAAAAAUAAAGACUAUAUAUGUGACUAAUGUGGUGGAUCACGACACACUAUGAAGACAACACUCCCCUGAGGUUUACUGUGUGGAGGAGGUGUUUUGUCCCUCUGGGGACCCUGUAGCUGCUUUUGAAACGACUUUGAAGAAAGCAGAUUUGGCUGGAAAUUAGUUGUAACAAAGUCAGAUAUGCAUAAUAUAAUGUGUGUGUGUGCACGCGCGCAGAGGUCUGUCCUUAUAGCAAGUGAGAGGAACAAAUGAUCAUACCAAGUAUAUGAUAAUCAGAGGCUUUGCGAUGUGAAAUGACUUGUUAUCCUGGAGAAUACUUGCCAAUCCUUUUCUCCUCUUUACCUCUGUUCAUAGCACAGACAGAGAAAGGAAGAGGAGAGAGAGGAUAGAGAGAAAAAGGAGAGAGAGAUGGAGAAAGAUAGAGGAGUAAGAGAAAAAUAGGAACGCAACAGAGAGAUAAAGGAGGACUGUAUUAGAAUGACAAAUCCCUAAUUGAACUACUUCCAUAAUGAGAUUUUUCCUGAUCUGGUCAUUCUGGGCAGCAUCUUGCUGGGGGCUUGGCUCUGCUGCCGGGAGGCUGGGACUAAAGCUUCCCUGCUCUACAUCACGUUGAACUGGCUGUCUGCAGCACAGACGCCUGCCAGAGCUCCACACAGAGCUCCACACCACCCUGAGCCCUCUCAUUACAGCCUGUGGAGCUUUAGAUCUGGUAAUUAUUCUCCUUUAAUAACUAAUAGCCACACAAUGACUAUGGAGGAGACUGAGGUCAUGGUUUAAUGUUCUAAAAGUAUGAUGGGGAAUAAUGUUACAGGGUUCAAGACUUUCUGAGGCUUUCUGCUGCCUCUCUCACACAUACACCACAGAUCAUCAUACACACACACUGACAGACAUAAUCAUGUAACCUAAGAAAUACAUAAUUAUUUCUGUGUUCUUCUCUUGGACCCUCAUCGGUGAGCCAGACACACACAUCUGCAUAGGUCACCACUCUAGUCUCAACUCAAUGCAGUGAAACCAUUGGAUGGCUUUCUUCCAAUACACUUCAUUGGCCUCCUUUCCUCAUCUCCUUUCCUACAUAGCAAUUGAUGGGGGGGGGGGGGGGGGGGGGGUAGCCAAAGUGAAUCAGAGGGGUGUCUGUGAGGGGAGAGAGUUUACUCAACAAAACAAACAAAUCGUUUUUGUUAACUUUUCAGUUCUCUGUAAUUUUUUCAUAUUUCUAUACUAGUGCUAAAUGGAUUAUUAAAAGAAUGAUGUUGAA
Molecule: messenger RNA, 7841 nt
Organism: Oncorhynchus kisutch (coho salmon)
Lineage: Eukaryota; Metazoa; Chordata; Actinopteri; Salmoniformes; Salmonidae
Gene: grik5
Product: glutamate receptor, ionotropic, kainate 5
Exons: 23
Coding region: 2616-5831 (1071 amino acids)
Biological process (GO): monoatomic ion transport
Cellular component (GO): membrane
Molecular function (GO): signaling receptor activity; ligand-gated monoatomic ion channel activity
Source: RefSeq, a predicted model, not a curated record